This is a messenger RNA of Zea mays, 1097 nucleotides long. RefSeq names its product BCL-2 binding anthanogene-1. Gene Ontology annotation, molecular function: protein binding. The record is from RefSeq and is a predicted model, not a curated record. The transcript has 2 exons. The coding region runs from base 204 to 707 and encodes 167 amino acids. Lineage: Eukaryota; Viridiplantae; Streptophyta; Magnoliopsida; Poales; Poaceae.
CUUUGCAGGCCGAGAGGCCGACCCGACCCCCUGUCCCCCUCCUACUACUUCCCCCUCCCUCCUACCCCGGCCCUAUAUAUGCAAAGUGAACCCUUCUUCUACGGCCACACCGGCAUUCCACUGCUGCUAUCUGCUCCGCACACUCCAUUGCUAGCUGUAACGCACUGCAAGAAAGAGCUAGCUAGCUCACCGUCGUUACGAAGAUGAUCAAGCUGAGGUACCCUAAGAAGCUGUUCAGGAGGAGCUCCUCCAAGGGCAGCAGCACUACCAGCAGCAGCAGCAGCAGCGACGGCGAUGCCGCCGGCAGCGCCCGCGGCGGGGAGAUCGAGUGGGAGGUCCGGCCGGGCGGCAUGCUGGUGCAGAAGAGGGACGACGGCAGGGGGCACGUGGACGUCAUCACCGUGAGGGUCGCCACCGGCUUCUCCUGGCACGACGUCUCCGUCGUGGCUACCUGCACUUUUGUGUGGGCGUGCAAAAAAACGAUUGCAGGUGAGCUGAAGGCGGUGCUGUGGAAGAUGACAGGGCUGGAGCCUCGGGAGCAGAGGCUCCUGUUCAGGGGCAAGGAGAGGGAGGACGGCGACCACCUCCACAUGAUCGGGGUGAGGGACAUGGACAAGGUGCUGCUCCUGGAGGACCCUGCCCUCAAGGACAUGAAGCUCCGGGCCGGGCUCACGGCGGCGUAUCGUCAGACUUUCAUCAGGGUGUAAUAGUAGGCUUAGGCUUGCCGCCCCCGCCCCCUAAUUAACUGUGAUGCAUGAUAGAGAGAGAGAGAGAGAGAGAGAGUAAACGAACCAGUAUCGUGUUUUCGGCUGCUCAGCUGGGUCGGUGAACGACUGCCUGCCUGUUGAAGAGAAGCCACUGCUUGUUUUUGUUUAUGUUUAGCUGUGUCUUUUGUCAUUUUUGCAGGGUAGAGAGAUGAAUCACGUACGCUGAGUUUUUACUGGCCUAGCUAGCAAGCUCCACACACGUACAGUUUCGACUUUUGAUUGAAGGGCUUCCCAGUCCCAGGCUCCAGCAGCACCUGAUAUGUGGACACAUUCUUCCGUUCACCCCCUUGGUUAAUUAUUGUGCAGUUUCGUCAGGUGCUUGCUUCAAAA